CCGACCCUCGGCGGUGGGACCAUCACAACCACCAGCUAGCUCCCCGCCGGGUCCAGCCUGCACUUCGAGGCAAGAACCGGCAGACAUGGCAGCUCCAGCUAAGGCCGAGAACCUGGCCCUAGCAGUACACGGACCUGGGGACAUUCGUUUGGAGAACUACCCAGUUCCCGAACCUGGCCCAAAUGAGGUGCUACUGAAAAUGCAUUCUGUGGGCAUCUGCGGCUCCGAUGUUCACUACUGGCAGCAUGGCCGAAUUGGAGAUUUUGUUGUGAAAAAGCCAAUGGUGCUGGGGCAUGAAGCUGCUGGAACGGUCACCAAAGUAGGAGCGAUGGUGAAGCAUCUAAAACCAGGUGAUCGGGUGGCUAUCGAGCCUGGGGUUCCCAGAGAAAUAGAUGAAUUCUGCAAGAUCGGCAGAUACAACCUGACGCCGACUAUCUUCUUCUGUGCCACGCCCCCCGAUGACGGAAACCUCUGCCGCUUCUACAAGCACAAUGCUGAUUUCUGCUACAAGCUUCCUGACAGUGUCACCUUUGAAGAAGGAGCCCUGAUUGAGCCUCUGUCUGUGGGGAUCUAUGCCUGCCGUCGAGGUUCAGUUUCUCUGGGGAACAAGGUCCUCGUGUGUGGAGCUGGGCCAGUUGGGAUAGUCACUUUGCUUGUGGCCAAAGCAAUGGGAGCUGCUCAAGUGGUGGUGACUGAUCUAUCUGCCCCUCGGCUGACCAAAGCCAAGGAACUUGGAGCUGAUUUUACCAUCCAGGUUGCCAAGGAGACCCCUCAGGAGAUUGCCAGUAAGGUGGAAAGUCUGCUGGGGGGCAAGCCAGAGGUCACCAUUGAGUGCACUGGAGCAGAAUCCUCCAUCCAGACGGGCAUCUACGCCACUCGCUCUGGCGGGACCUUGGUGGUUGUGGGAAUGGGCUCUGAGAUGACCAGCUUACCCCUGGUGCAUGCAGCUGUUCGGGAGGUGGAUAUCAAGGGCGUGUUUCGAUACUGCAACACGUGGCCAAUGGCGAUUUCCAUGCUUGCAUCGAAGACUUUGAAUGUAAAACCUCUAGUUACCCACAGAUUCCCUCUGGAGAAGGCUGUAGAAGCCUUUGAAACAUCCAAAAAGGGAGUGGGGCUGAAAGUUAUGAUCAAGUGUGACCCCAAUGACCAGAACCCCUAAAUGUGAAUUGAUCUGGGCCCUUAGCACACCCUUUCGGUAUCUAAGGGCUAACUGGCUAGGAAGGGAAGCCCUGGUGAAAAGCUUUGUUUUAAAUUUUAAAAAUCAUUAACUCACUCAUAAUAAGCAGAGAGCCUUAGAGCAGUUGAUGUGCCUUAAAGACAGAAGUAGGGACACCUUGGGGAUCUUGUAUUUAGAAUGAGAUGCUUAUACUGAGGAGCACCUAGCGCAAAGAACUGAAUUUGGUAGAUAGGUGCCAGGAGCAUUCAUAUUCGUUUAGUACCUUUGGGUGAGGAGACAAAGCAUGCUUUCGGUGUCCAUGCUCUGCUGUGGCUGCCAGAGGGUGGGGCUGACUUACGAAGAAACAACUCCUGUAAGAUGGCAGUGGCCCCAUGGCUGAUCUUUGUCUUGAUGAAUGGUUAUUGGCUGUCCAGAGGACGGUGUUUCUCAAGUUAAGCGUCAUUUGGUUUGAGGGAAAUAAGAAAAGGAACUUGCCUUCUGGAUCCAGGACAAAAACCGAUCAGAAGAAUGAAACAAAUCCCAGCUGAGUUUUCUCAACUCCUUAGCAUUCUGUCAUUACAUUUGCAAAGUGGAGGAUCACCUUCCCAACACUGUUCAUUUUUGUUGAAGAACGGUACCAGUUGCUAGGCAACCAUGAGACUUCUGGCUGAAGAUCUUAAAUAUCCUGCCUAACUAGUACAAGAGGACCCCUGGAGGGCUUGAGUUUCCCCACUCACAGGAUUAGAGUCCCUUCCCACGCUCACGCACAGGUGAUUAGCCCCCCAUUCCACUCAGCUCUGGCUCUCAGAAAAUGUUCCCCUUCUCAUAGCUGGGUAAGGCUGGUGAUAGCUGUUGCAUGGACGUCACAGAACUUAUUUUCCUCAUAGGGCUCUUCUAUGUAAAAUUCAGAUCCAAAUCACACCCUUAAGAUAAUCAAGAUCAUGUACACAGGAACUGCAAUGUAACUUGGGCUGUAGUCUGUAAUCCACCUCUUCAGCUGCGGGUACAGGACAGAGACGGCUGGAGAAGAUGGUAGCCAACACCUGAGCUUUCUCAAACUGCUUCGUAUAAUAAAAUCUGUCGCUGGUGUCGGA
Psammomys obesus (fat sand rat) is the source of this 2250-nucleotide messenger RNA. It is a transcript of the gene Sord, whose product is annotated as sorbitol dehydrogenase. NCBI's taxonomy places the organism in Eukaryota, Metazoa, Chordata, Mammalia, Rodentia, Muridae. The record is from RefSeq and is a predicted model, not a curated record. Gene Ontology annotation, molecular function: L-iditol 2-dehydrogenase (NAD+) activity; zinc ion binding. The transcript has 9 exons. Bases 86 to 1159 code for a protein of 357 amino acids. Gene Ontology annotation, biological process: D-sorbitol catabolic process.